GGAGUGACUCAUAGCCAUUGCCAGCUGCCACGAUAGGAGGCAAAAGCGCUGCGCCUCUGUCUGUUCCCGCCUUUCCAUUUUGAGGGAAAGGAUCUCUCACGUGAGGCGAGGCUAUUGCCUGACUGGUAGGGAGGCAGAGCGGCAACAAGCAAAGAUUGUCACCCUCGCCGCCGCGCUCGGGGUGCAAGUGGGGGAAGAUCGACAAGAGACAGAGAGGAGGAAAAGAAAGAAUAAGAAAGAAAGGUCUCGGUGUUCUUCCCGCCGCCCAAAGAAGGGGAGGGUGCUGUGGUGAGUUGAGGGGAAGCGCAGAGGGACAGAGGGGUCCACCUAGCCCGGCCACUGGCUGGCGUUCCACCAAAACAAAGGGGCCACUAUCAUGCCCACCAACUUCACGGUGGUGCCAGUGGAGACGACUGCCAGCUGCGGCGAGGGCCCAGGCGUCCAGGGGGAGCCGCCGCCACCACCGGAACAAGCUCAGGAGCCGGGCAAUGAUGAUCGUAGUAUCCGAGGCGGUUGCGCCCGCCGACAACAACAGCAGCAGCAAACCGACAGUAUCCGCGUGGAGCCUGGGAGCUGCGGUGAUGGGAUUCCAAGGGAAAGUAGCCCAUUUAUCAAUAAUGCUGGGAUGGAGAGAGGAAACAUCUAUGAAGGGAAAAACAUGGCUCUUUUUGAGGAAGAAAUGGAUAGCAACCCCAUGGUAUCAUCUCUACUUAACAAACUAGCCAACUAUACCAAUGUUACCCAGGGAGUGGUAGAACAUGAAGAAGAUGAAGAUAGCAAACGCAAAGAAAUUAAGGCUCCACGUAUGGGCACUUUCAUUGGUGUGUACUUGCCCUGCCUACAGAACAUUUUAGGAGUCAUCCUGUUCCUGCGAUUGACGUGGAUUGUGGGAACAGCAGGAGUUCUUGAAUCUUUCAUCAUUGUAUUUAUGUGCUGUGCUGGUACCAUGCUUACUGCAAUAUCAAUGAGCGCAAUAGCAACAAAUGGCGUCGUUCCAGCUGGUGGCUCAUACUAUAUGAUAUCCAGAUCCUUAGGACCGGAAUUUGGUGGAGCUGUGGGACUCUGUUUUUAUUUGGGCACAACAUUUGCAGGGGCCAUGUAUAUUCUUGGCACAAUUGAAAUUCUUCUUAAAUACAUUUCUCCCAAUGCUGCUAUUUUUAAAGGAGAGGAUGGAGAUGAGACAGCCAUGUUAAACAAUAUGAGAGUUUAUGGGACGUGCAUUGUUGCACUGAUGGCCAUAGUUGUUUUUGUGGGAGUCAAGUAUGUCAAUAAGCUUGCACUCGUGUUCCUGGCUUGUGUGAUACUCUCAAUCAUUGCUAUUUAUGCUGGAGUUAUUAAAACUGCAUUCGACCCACCUCACUUUCCUAUUUGUCUUCUUGGAAACCGUACAUUGAUAAAAAAAAGCUUUUACACUUGUGCCAAAUAUAGUGAAAAAAACAAUGUAACAGAGACCACUGAGCUGUGGAAGGAAUUCUGUGGCAGCCAGUUGCUAAAUGCCACAUGUAAUGAAUAUUUUACUCUAAACAAUGUCACAGAGAUUGAGGGAAUUCCUGGAGUGGCAAGUGGAGUCCUAAUUGAUAACUUGUGGAGCGUAUAUGGAGACAAAGGGGCAUUUGUGGAGAAACAGGAUCUUCCAUCAGUUCCUGUUCUGGAAGAGACAAAGGUCCCAGGACUCCCUUAUAUUUAUACAGAUAUUAUGACCUAUUUCACCAUGCUAGUAGGAAUUUAUUUUCCAUCCGUGACAGGGAUUAUGGCAGGUUCAAACAGGUCUGGAGAUCUUCGGGAUGCUCAAAAAUCUAUUCCUACUGGAACAAUUCUUGCCAUUUCUACUACAUCAUUUAUCUAUCUAUCCUGUAUAGUUCUUUUUGGCGCCUGUAUAGAAGGUGUGGUCUUGAGGGACAAAUUUGGAGAAGCAGUUAAUGGAAACCUAGUGAUCGGUACAUUGGCAUGGCCCUCUCCAUGGGUUAUUGUCAUUGGCUCAUUCUUUUCCACUUGUGGUGCUGGUCUUCAGAGCCUCACUGGUGCCCCCCGACUGCUGCAGGCUAUUGCAAGAGAUGGCAUUGUACCAUUUCUUCACAUAUUUGGUCAUGGAAAAUCAAAUGGAGAACCAACAUGGGCCUUGCUCCUCACUGCAUUUAUUUGUGAGAUAGGUAUUAUCAUAGCUUCUCUGGACAGUGUGGCUCCAAUCCUUUCUAUGUUUUUCCUAAUGUGCUAUCUCUUUGUGAACUUGGCGUGUGCAGUUCAGACUCUUCUACGUACCCCAAACUGGAGACCUCGUUUCAGAUAUUAUCACUGGACUCUUUCAUUCCUGGGGAUGAGUUUGUGUCUUGCCUUGAUGUUCAUAUGCUCUUGGUACUAUGCCUUGGUUGCCAUGCUGAUAGCAGGAUGUAUUUACAAAUACAUUGAAUAUAGAGGAGCUGAAAAAGAGUGGGGAGAUGGAAUCCGGGGGCUGUCCUUGAAUGCUGCACGCUAUGCUUUGCUUCGGGUUGAACACGGGCCUCCUCAUACCAAAAAUUGGAGGCCUCAAGUCUUGGUUCUGUUGAAUUUGGAUUUGGAACAGUUGGUAAAACACCCUCGACUGCUUUCUUUCGCAUCUCAAUUGAAAGCUGGAAAAGGACUGACCAUUGUGGGAUCUGUACUCUCAGGAAUAUACUUGGAUAAAUACACAGAAGCUCAAAAGGCUGAGGAGAGUAUUAGAUCCUUAAUGGGAGCAGAAAAAACCAAAGGAUUUUGCCAGAUUGUGGUAUCUUCCACUGUCAGAGAUGGAAUUUCCCAUUUGAUACAGUCUGCUGGCCUUGGAGGGAUGAAGCAUAACACUGUCCUGAUAGCAUGGCCUCAGUCCUGGAAACAGACUGAUAAUCCCUUCUCCUGGAAGAAUUUUGUUGACACUGUACGAGAAACAACAGCUGCACAACAAGCUCUUCUAGUUGCUAAAAACAUAGAUUUAUUCCCAACAAAUCAAGAGCGCUUUAGUGAGGGUAACAUAGAUGUGUGGUGGAUUGUUCAUGAUGGCGGGAUGUUGAUGUUGCUUCCUUUCCUCCUGCGACAACACAAGGUGUGGAGAAAAUGUAAAAUGCGCAUCUUCACUGUUGCUCAAAUGGAUGAUAAUAGUAUUCAAAUGAAAAAGGAUCUUCAGAUGUUUCUGUACCAUCUUCGACUUAAUGCUGAAGUAGAGGUUGUUGAAAUGUUUGAAAAUGAUAUUUCAGCCUUUACAUAUGAGAAGACACUUGUGAUGGAACAGAGAUCUCAGAUGCUAAAACAGAUGCAGCUCUCUAAGAAUGAAAGGGAGAGAGAGAUUCAGAGCAUCACUGACGAGUCUCGCAGCUCAAUCAGAAGAAAAAGCCACUCUAGCCCACAGUGUAUUGGUCAAGAUAUAGACAAUCUGCUACCUAAUAACACUCAAGAGGAAGAGGCUCAGCUGAUCCAUGACAGAAACACUGCAUCCCAUUCAACAACAAUGGUUAAAUCUCACACUGCUGUCGCUACACCAGAAAAAAUACAAAUGACCUGGACAAAAGAAAAACUUAUAUCUGAGAAGCAUAAAAAUAAGGAAACGUGUUUGACAGGCUACAAGGAUAUCUUCAAUAUGAAACCGAAUCAGUCUAAUGUGAGAAGGAUGCACACUGCUGUCAAGCUCAAUGGAGUUGUGCUAAACAAGUCACAACAUGCCCAGCUGGUAUUACUUAACAUGCCUGGACCUCCCAAAAACAGGCAAGGGGAUGAAAACUACAUGGAGUUCUUGGAAGUUUUGACAGAAGGCUUGAACAGAGUGCUCUUGGUGCGAGGAGGAGGCCGUGAAGUCAUCACCAUUUACUCCUAAUAAUUUUAUUGAACGCACAGAUAUUACUAGUAGAAACACCCAUUUCUGGAUUUGAAUGCAGGGACUUGGCAAACCUUGGUCUUGGACUAUUGACUUUGGGUUGGCCCUGUGUUUCUUGCAUACAAAAUAGAAUCAACAGUUGAAUCCUAUAGGUUUUUUUCUUUUCCAAAGUUGUGUAAGCAAAAUUGUUUCCUACAUAGAUCUCUAACGUUUGGCUUUACUGAAAUGUAUAAUAUACCUGUAUAUUUUUUUUAAUGUAGAAAACUGAGAGACUUCCUCCACCCUCUUCGGGGUGAGGGUAGGUUACAGGGAAUGUUCUUUUUGCAUAUAGGUCCUGAAUAUGGCGAAUGGGGAAAAUUGUUUUUUUGGCAUAGGAACAGACAUCUAAGUUUCUAAUACUUUUUAUAAUGAUGGUUUUAAAAAACAAAGAAAGAGAGUGUCCAUGAACUAUUUUAUAAUAGUCAUCAUAUUUUGUAUUGUUGAGCCUAGGAAUGUGCUGAAACGCAACUUGGAAGCCGAAUCACAGGGCACCUCACCUUAAAAACAAAGGCUUCCCCAGCCCCUUUAAAGCGGAAGAGAGCAGGUCCACCUGCUCCCCCUCUGAUCAGCACCAUCGUCAUACUCCAACACUCCUCCCAGAAUUAACUGUGCACCACUGACCUUGCAAAUGGCCGGCGCACAUGCGCAGACACCAUAUACAUGGUGUCAUCGGGCACAGGGGCAGCCGGGAGACACCUCACCAGUGCACAGUUAAUCCUGGGGGGAGCACCGGGAGUGCGAUGAUGGCACCAAUCAGAGGAGCAGCAGGUAUGGACCUGCUCUCCUCUGCUUUAAAGGAGCUGGGGAAGCCCUCAUUUUUAAAGGGAAGUGCUCCACGAUUCGGCUUCCGAAUCACAUUUUGGCAAUCCCAAGUUGAGCCUCCUGAGAGGCAGCAGUUUCUGUUUCUGUAUCAAAUCUCCCUGGUUCUGUAUUCAUACUCAUCUCCAAAUAUGUGACUCCUUUAGCAUUGUGUUUUAAUUAAUGAUUGCCACUGAAUAAAAAUUCUUUAAUUUAGCCAGAAUAAUUUCAUUUACUUGAGUAGCACUUGUGAGGUUUUUGUUGUUGUUUUUAAAUCCAGUCCUGAGCCAUUGGUGCACAACACCACCAAGAUGCUGGAGACUGCCUUACAAGAUCAUUCUGCUACUUAUCAAUAGAUCAAAUCGAGAUUAUUUUUUAAAGCAUAGUUUUUGUCUUUGGUUUUGAAGUUUUAAAAACCCAGUCCGAGGAGAGAAGAAAAGCACUAAAAUAAAUCUGACGUUUUAAGAUUUCGAUUUAGUUGGUUCAAACCCAACUAGGAAAUGCAAAGUGAGCAAAGAUGGAGGGCAAGGCUGAUGUGAAAUAGCACUGAGUUAAGUGGGGAAAAGAGAAAUAUAUUUUCAGAUAUUUUGAAGAGUAAAUAGAUCAAACUGUGUUGAUCCAGAAAAUGUUUCCUAAAAGGAGCAGGGUUUGAUGAAGAUUACAUGUAUGUGAAGGAAAUUAGCUGGCAGAGCAAGAUGGGUAAACUGUUCCAGGCACAGGACAAGGCACAAAGGUAAGAAAUGCCGAGAGAGAGAAAAUGGAGAAGUAGCUAAAGAGCUUAUGCAAAUCAGAGAUAAAGAAGAAUCAGCUGGGAAUUAGGGGAAUUCGUUUCAGCUGCACUGUUUGUUUCUGAGUAUAAUUCAAAAUGCUGAUUUUGACCUUUAAUGCCCUACAUUGUUUGGGGCCAGAGUACUUGAAAGACCACCUUCUCCUAUUUGAAUCUGCCCAUCUCUUGAGAAAUUGUAGAGAGUCCCUCUUGCAGGUCCCCCCUCCUUUAGAGGCGUGGAGUUCCACAUGAGGGAGGAGCUUCUUAGUGGUAGCUUCUGCCUUGUGGAACUCUCUCCCACAAGAGAUCUUGCUGGCUCCAUCUUUGCCAGUGUUUCAUCAGCUUGUUCAGACCUUUUUGUUUCAGCUAACCCUUCCCCUCGGUUGCUGUUCAUCUAUUGUGGUUUUUGGUUUUAUUGCUGUUUUGUAAUUUAACUUUUUUGUAAGCUAUCCUGAAUUCUAUAAGACAAUCAGGAUAUAUAUGUUUAAAUAAAUAAAUAAAAUAAAGAGGCAUUCAGAAGAUGGUA
Hemicordylus capensis (graceful crag lizard) is the source of this 5949-nucleotide messenger RNA. RefSeq names its product solute carrier family 12 member 7 (gene SLC12A7). Gene Ontology annotation, biological process: chloride transmembrane transport; potassium ion import across plasma membrane; chloride ion homeostasis. Bases 377 to 3820 code for a protein of 1147 amino acids. Lineage: Eukaryota; Metazoa; Chordata; Lepidosauria; Squamata; Cordylidae. Gene Ontology annotation, cellular component: membrane. Gene Ontology annotation, molecular function: potassium:chloride symporter activity. The transcript is spliced from 25 exons. The record is from RefSeq and is a predicted model, not a curated record.